This is a messenger RNA of Cloeon dipterum, 2400 nucleotides long. Its product is annotated as peptide transporter family 1-like. NCBI's taxonomy places the organism in Eukaryota, Metazoa, Arthropoda, Insecta, Ephemeroptera, Baetidae. Gene Ontology annotation, molecular function: dipeptide transmembrane transporter activity. Gene Ontology annotation, biological process: dipeptide import across plasma membrane. The coding region runs from base 122 to 2290 and encodes 722 amino acids. The transcript has 13 exons. Gene Ontology annotation, cellular component: plasma membrane. The record is from RefSeq and is a predicted model, not a curated record.
CGCGAGAUAAACCUUGUGAUAAGGACACGUGGGAAUUUCGCCACUUGUACCCCCUCGACUCACACUCGACCAUUUCUGACCGUCACUUGGAUUCGACCGGACACCGAGACAGCACCUGACCAUGAGUGACGACGAGAAGAAGGCGGAUGUGGCCUCCAUCAAAUCCAUUGAGUCUAAAAAGGAUGAGAAAAAGGACGUCGAGGCGUACACUGGACCUCCUUUGAAGUACCCAAAAUCGGUUUUCUUCAUCAUUACCAACGAAUUCUGCGAACGUUUCUGCUACUAUGGAAUGCGAACAAUUUUAUCCCUGUACUUCGUGGCGUGGCUCAAGUACUCUGAGGACCAGGCGACGACGGCGUACCACGGCUUCCUCGUUUUGUGUUACUUCACGCCAGUGCUGGGGGCAAUCAUCGCUGACAGUUGGCUUGGCAGAUUCAAAACCAUUCUGAUCUUAUCGAUAGUUUACGCGUUUGGCAGCGUGUUCAUCUCCUUAUCCGCCAUUCCAAACUUCUUGCCUCCUGAAGCGUUCACGUGGCUGGGUUUGGUGCUGAUCGGUCUCGGAACGGGAGGAAUCAAGCCGUGCGUGUCCGCCUUUGGAGGCGACCAGUUCGUCGUUCCUGAACAGGAGAAGCAGCUGCAGAAAUACUUCUCCAUCUUCUACCUCUCUGUGAAUGGCGGCAGUCUGUUGUCCACCUUCCUCACGCCCAUCCUCAGGGAGGACGUCAACUGCUUCGGCAGGGACGACUGCUACUCCUUGGCCUUUGGCGUUCCUGCAAUCCUCAUGGUCGUUUCCCUGGUCAUCUUUGUCGUCGGCAAGCCCAUGUACAAGUGCAAGAAGCCUGGUGGAAACAUCGUCGUUGAUGUUUGCGCGUGCAUUGGCCACGGAAUCAAGAUGAGGAUCAGAAACCGCAAGGGAGAAAAGAAGGAGCACUGGCUGGACCAUGCUGAGGAAAAGUACGGCAAGAAAAUGGUCCAUGACGUCAAGCUCGCCCUCAGGGUUCUUGCCAAGUUCCUCACGGUGCCCAUUUUCUGGGCCCUUUACGAUCAGCAGGGUUCUCGCUGGACCUUCCAGGCGACCAGGAUGGACGGUGACCUGGGCGGCUUCACCGUCAAGCCUGACCAGAUGCAGGUGGUCAAUCCUCUGAUGAUUGUGGUGAUGAUCCCGCUUUUCGAGACGGUCUUUUAUCCUCUGUGCAAGAAACUCAACAUCCUGCAGAAGCCGCUGACCAAAAUGUACGUGGGCGGAACCAUGGCCGGCGUGGCCUUCAUCAUGUCCGCCAUCGUUGAGCUGUUCAUCAAGCCGUCAACAGCCAUCAUUCCCUCGGCGGGCGAGGCGCAACUCAGGAUUUUCAACACCAUCAACAACUGCCCCGUCGUUAUUUCCGCUUUGGACGAUGCUGGCAAUCGGCUUAUCCCUGACAGUACAAUCGAAUAUCUGGGCAUGUGGGAGAACCUCUACUUAUCGGCAAAGGAAAAGUUUGAUUUCACGUUGAACGUGGGCAAUGACUGCGUUGGAAUUAACAACAGGACAUUCCGUAUCUCUUUGGAAGAGGAAGUCUCCCAAAGUUACGUUCUUCACAAUGGAAUCGGUGCUUCAACUCAAAUUAAGAUCACAGAACGGUUAUUCGAUUCUCCUGAAAAGUCGGAAAACACCAAGGGCAAAGUCAGAGUUGUUGUAGACCCCCAGAAUGCAGGAGACAACAUUGUCAAGUUCGCGUCAGGCUCGAAAGUUAAAGAAUUUACCGUGAAUCAUACUAUAAUUGCUUCUGGAGUGGAAGAUCUGGAUCCCGCUGAGUACACGGUUUCUCUGAACGGUGUGGACCUUCCAAACAAAUACUCCAUCCGAAAUGGAGGAGUCUACACCUUUUUGUUGGACGAGGAUGGCAGUAUCAUCAGCCAGAAACAAAUUACACCUCCAAACAAUGUCCACAUGAUGUGGCUGAUUCCACAGUACUUUGUGAUGACCUUUGGUGAAAUUUUGUUUUCGGUCACUGGUCUCGAAUUUGCAUUUACACAGGCUCCUCUAACUAUGAAAUCUGUCAUGCUCGCUGGUUGGUACGUGGCCGUCGCCGUCGGAAACUUGGUCGUCAUUUUCGUGGCCGAGGCCAAGAUCUUUGAAGAUCAAAUGUGGGAGUUUGUAUUGUUUGCCGGAUUGAUGUUCAUCGGCAUGAUAAUCCUGUUCAUUCAGGCUUGGGGCUAUGAAUAUGUGUCGAUUGCUACCGAAGAAGAGCAACCAAGCGGCGAUAACCAACACCGAGACAGUAUCAGGAGCGCUAACAAAGAAGAUUAAUCAUCCCGCCCGAGACAGACGUCGUUGUAAUUUUAAGAACAAAUAUAAGAAUAUAUUAUCGAUGCAUUGUGUGUUAUCUGAACUGAUAAGAAUAGAUUUCGUACUUAUUA